ACCAUGUCUUAACUCAGCUCAGAACAGCAUACUUCCCCCGCACCCCCCCCACCCCCACCCCCACCCCCAACGCGAUCUCUUUCAAGCUCUUUUAUUUAUUUCUGCUAGUUUCUUUCUUAAGCUUUCAAUUCAAAAAAUUCCUUCCAAAUCCCUGUAUGCAAAUUUUCUUCAUUUCACAUUUCUAGGGUUUUCUUUCUUUCUGCUCUCAACCUCCCCAAUCACGGAAAGAUUCAAGGAAUUUAUAUGACUCAGAUUUUUGCUAAAUUUAUCAGUUGGGUUUAGCAAAGAUUCACAGCUCUCAGUAUUUAUUGUUUCAGUUGUGUUACUAAUUGUGAACCUUAUUCCAAAAUUCUGCCUAAAAUUCUGAAUUGGUAAUUGUGGUCCUCCCAAAGCUUCUUAUUGGUGGAAGUCAUUUUUGGACUAGAUUGGAAGGGAGAUAAUUGAUCCUUCCAAAUCUCUCAUUGUUGUAGAAAUUGUGUACUUGGUUAUUAACUUCAUGUAUAGGUGUUAUAUGAUCAAUCUGGUUACUGAAAAACGGAUCUCCUGCAGAACUAUACUUUGCUGAUUCUUUAAAUUUUCAAUAUAAAGUAUAAAAAAAUAUGCCUUCAUGGUGGGGGAAGUCAUCAUCCAAAGAAGCAAAGAAGAAAACAAGCAAGGAAAGUUUCAUUGACACAUUACACAAAAAAUUUAAGAGUCCAUCUGAAGUUAAAGCAAACAAUAGAUCAGGAGGGUCUCAAAGACAUUGCAGUGACACGGUUUCAGAGAAGGGGUCUCGAUCCCCCCUAGAUUCAAGAUCACCUUCUCCUUCCAAACAUGUGGCAAGGUGUCAAAGUUUUGCUGAAAGGGCUCAUGCUCAUCCACUUCCACUUCCUGGUGUACACUCUGCCAGUAUUGGUCGUACAGAUUCUGGAAUUAGUAUAUCGAUAAAACCUAGGUUAGAAGAAGCCUCAAAACCACUGCCUCUUCCAAGACCUGGAUGCAUUCAUGGCAGGUCAAAUCCUGUGGAUUUAGAUGGAGAUGUGGUCAAUGCUUCUGUUUCUAGUGAGAGUUCCGUUGAUAGCAAUGACCUAGCUGACUCACAUCAUCGUAGUCCUCAGGCAACUGAUUUUGACACUGGGACUAGAGCUGCUGCAGGCAGCCCUUCCAGCUUGAAGCUCAAGGAUCAAUCCUCUAGCAUUGCGCAAAUGAACUCAAGAGAAGGAAAAAAACCACCUAACCUUCCUUUCAGUAAUCUUUCUUCCCCUACAUCACCUAAAAAAAGACCUUUAAGCAGUCAUGUGCCAAAUCUACAGGGUCCUUAUAAUGGUGCUUUCUUCAGUGCUCCCGACAGCUCCAUGUCAAGUCCUUCCAGAAGUCCAAUUAGAGCUUCUGGCUGUGAGCAAGGUACGAGUUCUGCUUUUUGCGUUGGGAAGACUUAUCCAGAUAUCACUUUUGUUGGAUCUGGUCACUGCUCCAGUCCAGGUUCAGGUCAAAACUCUGGGCAAAAUUCAAUGUCAGGACAGAUAUUUUGGCAACAAAGCUGGGGCAGCCCAGAGUAUUCGCCUGUGCGGAGUCCUCGAAUGACUAGCCCUGGACCAAGCUCCAGAAUCCAUAGUGGUGCUGUUACUCCUAUUCAUCCUAGAGCCGGAGGGACAUCCACUGACUCACAGAUGAGUUGGCCUGAUGAUACGAAACAACAAAGUCACCGUUUACCACUUCCUCCUAUAACAAUUUCCAAUACUUCUCCUUUUUCUCACUCAAAUUCAGCAGCAACAUCUCCCUCUGUACCACGAAGUCCAGGAAGGGCGGAGAAUCCAGCAAGUCCUGGCUCCCGGUGGAAAAAAGGGAAGCUGUUAGGUAGAGGCACUUUUGGACAUGUUUAUGUUGGUUUUAACAGUGAAAGUGGCGAAAUGUGUGCAAUGAAGGAGGUCACAUUAUUUUCUGAUGAUGCGAAGUCUAAGGAAAGUGCUAAGCAAUUAAUGCAGGAAAUUGCUUUGUUGAGCCGUUUACGACAUCCAAACAUCGUGCAGUAUUAUGGGACUAAAACGGUGGGUGACAAACUUUAUAUAUACCUCGAGUAUGUUUCUGGUGGCUCCAUUUUUAAACUUCUCCAAGACUAUGGACAAUUUGGUGAACUAGCAAUUCGGAGUUAUACUCAACAAAUCUUGUCAGGGCUUGCAUAUCUGCAUGCAAAAAAUACCGUUCACAGGGAUAUUAAAGGAGCAAAUAUACUCGUAGACCCAAUUGGCCGUGUGAAGCUGGCCGACUUUGGGAUGGCCAAGCAUAUUGCUGGGCAGUCGUGCCCAUUAUCUUUCAAGGGGAGUCCUUAUUGGAUGGCACCUGAGGUUAUAAAAAAUUCAAAUGGUUGCAACCUUGCUGUGGAUAUUUGGAGUCUUGGGUGCACUGUUUUGGAAAUGGCUACAACAAAACCACCUUGGAGCCAGUACGAAGGGGUUGCUGCCAUGUUUAAGAUUGGUAAUAGCAAGGAACUCCCAGCAAUUCCAGAUCACCUCUCAAGAGAUGGGAAGGAUUUUGUCUGGCGAUGUUUGCAACGCAAUCCAAUCGAUCGUCCUACAGCUGCCGAGCUUUUGGAGCACCCUUUUGUGAAAUAUGCUGCACCAUUGGAAAGACCUAUUUUGGGCCCAGAGCCUUCGUCUCCGCCUGCUGUGGUUACAAAUGGAGUGAAAGCUCUGGGCAUUGGGCAAGCAAGAAAUCUUUCCACCUUGGAUUCUGAUAGACUUGCAUUUCACUCAUCUAGAGUCCCAAAAACCGGUUCCCAUGUCAGUGAGAUCCAUAUUCCAAGGAACAUAUCAUGCCCUGUUUCACCUAUUGGAAGCCCUCUAUUGCACUCAAGAUCACCACAACACUUGAAUGAAAGAAUGUCUCCUUCUCCUAUAUCUAGCCCGCGAACCACUUCAGGCUCAUCCACACCUCUCACAGGUGGUGGUAGUGGCAUUCCAUUUAAUCAACUGAAACAGUCAGUUUAUUUGCCAGAGGAUUUUGGAAGCAUGCAAAAGCCCCCAAAUGGUUUCUACAUCAAUGUCCCCUCCUAUCAUGAGUCAAAUCCGGACAUAUUUAAAGGAAUUCAAACGGAGCCUUAUAUAUUCUCAGAACUGGUCCCCAGUGAAAAUGGUGUUUUGGGAAAGCAAUUUGGAAGGCCUGCUCAUGGCGAGUUGUAUGAUGGACAGUCCGUCUUGGCUGAUCGCGUGUCUAGGCAGCUCCUGAGUCCCAGCUCUCCUUUGUCCAGUCGCACCAAUGGUAUAUAACUUGACACAUAGUCGCGGACUACCUUUCAGAGCCCUGUCAGACUAUGUUUCCGCUUCACUGGAUCAAUGUAAUUAUCAUUUUAGCCGACAAGGAAGCUAGUUUUUCCAGUAAGGACUCCUAACCAACAGAAUCCCUGGAAUAAGGUUGGAUCCGUGGCAAAUGAAGUGGCUGGUGGCAGAAAAAGUGUGCGCAGUGGCUUGGUGUGGAGACUUAUGGCAUUCAGAUCAUCCAGUGAUCAAACAAGCCAGGUUAUAUAAUGAAACCAGUACGGUAGUGGAUGUUUGACCUGGCCAAUUACAUGGAGCUCACUUCCUGGAAAGGGAGCCAGUUGUCUUGCGUAGCUUCUCAUGAUUGAUGCGGCAUUGACAUUGUACAAGUUGAGUGCUUAAAUUGUCACCUAAUGCUUGACGGAUUUGAGGUAUGGGUAAAGCACUCUUUUUCCUUGUGAACGUCUGGUGACAUGCGUGGCAGUUCCUUCAGUACCUAAAAUAAAAAUUAUAAAAGAAAAAUCGCGUCGAUGAUAACUAUUUUUUUUUCAA
This is a messenger RNA of Juglans microcarpa x Juglans regia, 3785 nucleotides long. RefSeq names its product mitogen-activated protein kinase kinase kinase YODA-like. The transcript is spliced from 12 exons. Gene Ontology annotation, biological process: protein phosphorylation. Bases 600 to 3245 code for a protein of 881 amino acids. The record is from RefSeq and is a predicted model, not a curated record. Lineage: Eukaryota; Viridiplantae; Streptophyta; Magnoliopsida; Fagales; Juglandaceae. Gene Ontology annotation, molecular function: ATP binding; protein kinase activity.